ACGUUAUCACACGACACUUGCUAAUUAUUCUUCAAGCAUCAAGCGCUCGCCAAGGAUUGAGGCGCUUAGGAGCUACGAAGUUAUUGGCGACAUUCCAGUGCACAUGGUCAACUUUAAGUCUGCAGAUUACAUAUGAGCUAUGUCUUUCAGCCACUUACGGGUGAAUGGUACGGUCCGCUAAACGUUUAAAGCAGUGCUUCGCGUGCACUCUGGCUAGGAUAUCUGUGUUUGAAGGCUUGAACAGAUUGUCACGGGCUUCAGCUCGACUGCGGCGGACCUCGGCCGUCUACCGUACCUCCACGCCACCCUCCGCGCCUCUCUCGCCCAUCAGCGUCCCACGGGCAGCGGCGUCGGCAGGCUCAACACACGCCACCUGCACGCUGCCAGGCUCCCGGCCCGCGCCCAGCCACAUUCACCACACGAACUGAAGCUGUCGGCGCCGCUGGCUUGGGCAGCCGCCGAGUGGCGGCGGCGGCGCUCACUAUGCGGGCCUGAACAGGCACAUGCACAUGACAGCGUGCAGUGAUGUGGGCUAUGCAGCGACGCCUGGCGCUGCGUCUGCUGGCGCGGCGGUGGCGAGCGGUGGUGGAAGCUGGUCGCUAGAUGCGCUGCCACGUACCGGUCAACAGUCACCAGGGCUGGGACCGGGUCCGGGGUCAGGGCCAGGGUCGGGACCCGCACACGGCCUGGGUGCCAGCACCGACCAAGUGCCCCGGCAGUACUGGUCGAGCCCAGACCCUGUCAUCCUCACUGACGUGGCCGUCGCCGCCACGACGCCAGCCGCCGCCGUCAGCGGCUGUAGCAGCGGCAGCAGCGGCGGGGGCCUCCACCGCAGCCGCAGCUGGUGGCGGCUGACUGGGCUGGCGGGUCGCGUGUGCUGCGGCCGCGGCCCUCUGCCCCGUGACCACGUGCCGCACACCGCCCAUUGCGUCGAUGGCGGCUUGGCGGGCGGCGACGGCACGGGGUCGGUUGCCGCAUCCGCAGGCCGCGCCGCUGUGCCGCGCCCACUACACCCACACCGCCUCGCAGCGGCGGCCGCUGAGCCGUCGGCGCAAGGCAGCGGCUGCGGGGGCGCCGCAAGCCGCGCACCGCACAAACCGCACCAGCAACAGCACCAGCAACUAUACCAGCACAGCACUAGCUGUGCCCCAUCCAGGGAGCAACGGCCAACGUCUCCCAGUCAGUCACAGCUGCCGUCAUCCAGGCGCCGUGUCUCCUUUAUAAAUGAGGUGUUGGCAGGCGGCGGCGGCGGCGGUGACAGCGACGGCCGCAGCGCCAGCCCGGGCGGCCAGCCGCGCCUGCCAACCGCUGCCGCCAACACGGCCCCUGAGGCGCCAGUGGCGGCCCCAGAGCAAGUACGUCUACUGGCCAUUGCGGCCAGCGGCUGCCGCUCCGGCUACGGGCUCGUCACCAGGAGCGGCAGCGGCAGCGGCAGCCGUCACAGCGGAGCCGGCUGUGGCCUGGCGGCCGCCGCCGCCGUCUCCGGGUGCAGGGGUGCGGCCGAGUUUGCCGAUGACGACCGCUGCCCCUCCUCUCCCCGAGGCGGAAGAGGGGCAGGCGGCAAUCAGCUGUCAGUUGAGUACCGCCCGGCAGGCGGCGAGCGGACGUCAUCCGACUGCAGCCUGCAUGCCAUCCGGCGGCGCUCGUCCGAGCUCGCCCACGGCGGUGAGGGGUGCCCUGCCGAGCAACAGCCGCUGCUGCCGUUUGGGCGCGAGGAGGAGGAGGCUCGGACAGGGCCGCAGCCGCAGGCGGCCAGUGACGCAGAUCAGGAGUGGCCACCGCAGCUAAGGGAUGGGCAGCAGCAGCGGCUGCCGCAAACACACAGCUCGCAGCCCCAGGCAGGGAGGCCCUCGGGUAGCGCCUGGCCGCAGCAGCAGCCCGAGGGGCAGGGGCAGCAGCAGCGGCAGCCGGCGCAGCAGCAGGGCGGCGACGAGGCCAGCAGGGGCGGCGAGCUAAGCAGUUACGUGGCGGGCAGUGGGGCAGCGAGUGGGGGCAGCAGCGCAUGCGGCGGGACACGGCCUCAGCCGCAAAGCCGGCAGGACGGGGCCGCGGUGGAUGUUGCAGCGGCUUUGUUCGGCGACACCGGUGGGGGCGGUAGAGGUGGCGGCGCUGGCGCUCACAAGUCCGGCAGCCGCGCGUGGUCGGUAUCUGCCUUGUGCGCUGCAGACGCCAUUGCCGCUGGAUCCGCUCGCAGCCUGAAAAGCCGCCUCAGCUGCUGCAGUAGUGCCGCAGUAACGCUAGCCGGCGCUGUCGCUUCGGCCGCGGCCGCCGCCGACGGUGACGGUGACCAUGCUGAGAACGGCUACCGCACAAGGGGCUCACAUGAGGCGAUGGACGCGGCAAACCGCGAGAGCCAACGAGAGCGCCGACAUCCGGCCCCGCUUGACCCCCCCGCCCCCACGACCGCAGUCGGGCGGCCCCCACGACUGCAGUCGGGCGGAGGGGGCGACCGGGAGGGCGGUGGCGCCGACUGCUGCUGCGAGCCGCGGCGGCAGUGCGGCGCCACUCCCGGCGUCCUGGUGUCCCCGCAGGAGGAGGUGGAGGUGGGGGUGGCCCCGGUGCAGGCCACCACCUCGGCCGCAGCGGAACAGUUUGUACUGGAGGCGGAGCCGGAGGCGGCAGACGUGGACACCGCCGCUGAUCGGGCCGCCGCGGCUGGAGUGGCACAGCGCCAGCAACAGCAGCAGCAGCAGCAGCAGCAGCAGCUGGCAGCUGUGGGGCGCCUGCCCUCGCGUACAUCGGCGCCGCCCCACAGCCUCACGGCGGGUCCAGACGCGUCGCCGCCGCUGCCCCAGCUUGUGAGCCGCGACAGUGCCAACCCGCCGCAGCCGCCGCCGCCGCCACGCAGCUGCCAGCACCACCGCCUGCGUCGCCCGCAGCCCCACGCCUCCCCUUCCUCCUGUGACCACAACGCCCACAGCCCGCCAUUCGCUACUCCCAUUGACCCCGUCACCUCCGAUGGCUACCGCCACCCUUGCAGCAGCACUGCCACGGCCGACAGCGCCCACAGCGACUGCCGCGGCAGCGGCGGCAUCACUCGCCUGACACCACGGCGGGCGGACCUGCGACUUGACGCCAUGCUGCUGCUGCCGUCGUCGCUGCCUGCUCGCGGCUCCCACACGGCGCCUGGCGCGCCGCUGCCGACGUGUGCGGGCACUGCGCCACUACUGCCGUACGCGGCGCUGAGCUCCACCGCGUCCCCCGCCGGCGGCGCACCCAGCAGUGCCGGCGGCCGCGCCGAGGCGGGCCAUGGCCUUGGCGGCGGCACCGAGCUGGCCGCGGGCGGAGACGACGGCAAUCGGCUGGAACUUCAGGGGCACUUUGGUCCCGCGUGCGUAGCGGCGCCACAACAAUGCCGCCGGUUGCACCCGCGCAGUGCUGCACAGGUGCGGCCGUUGGCGGCGUGCACACACCGUGGUAACGCGGUCGGGGGGCCGCCUGCUGGCCUGUUGCCCGGUGGGGAUGCCGCUCCCUCGCUGGCGCCUGCAGCCGCAGCGGUGGCCGUCGACGCCUCCACCGGCUAUGACAGUGUGGGCUGUCUGGACGGCGUCGGAACCCCAGAGUCGGCGGUGUCAGCCAAUGUGCAGCUGCUGCGGCGCGACCCGGGCAGCGGCUCAGGCCGCAGCCCCAGCCGCGGAGCGCUGCUGGUGAUGGAUGGCAGCGCUUGCCGGGAUGGCGGUGGCGGUGUGGGUGCCGACGUCAGCGUUGACGGCUGCGGUGCUGGCGCGGCCCGUUGGGAUGCCGCUGCAUUGUCAUCUGCCGUUGCGACUGCAACUGCGGUUGCCACUUUUGCUGACGUUGAGCCUGCCGGCUCUCCGCAGUCCAAGGGCCCGGUUUGCGGCGUCAGCGACAUCUGGAAUGCCAUGGUUGACGUGCCUGGCGGCGGCGGUGGCAGUGGCGGCGGCAUUGGCGGCGGCGCUGGCGGCGGUGCCAAGGUGUUGGACAUCACGAGCGACUUUGACUUAUGGCAGCGCCCGCAGCUGCAGCUGCAAUUGCCGCCGCCGUACCGGGCGGCGGCGGGGCGGACGCAGCCGCCCACAACCAGCCUGCAGCCGCUGCAGGCGCAUGCGCGGCGGCAGGCACGGCAGGCGCCGGCAGCUGGGGGCAGAGAGGCGGCUGGGGUGGAGGCGGCGGCGGGGCCACGGCACUGGCGGCGCGAUGUUGAAGACGGCAACGCGUUGGAGGAAGAGGGAGCGGUGGCGGUGGCGGAGACAGGUGGCGCGUCACGGACGCAGCCUGUGUUGGACGACGGCGCCGGCGUGACGUUGCUGCCAGUGCUGCUGGGGACGGGCGCCGCUGGCAAGGUGUAUGCAGGUUUGUUCCAAGGCCGGCGUGUGGCUGUGAAGCUGCUGCCCCUGGGGCACCUGUGCAACGAACUCGCAGCACUCAUGGCGCAGGCAGCGGCAGAGGCGCCACGGUCGCGGCGGACGCCGCCGAGACUGUCGCCCCUACCCCUCCUGCGGUCGACGCAGCUGGGGGCGCAGCCAGGGGUUUCUGCUACAGCCGCAGCAGCAUCAGAGACGCCGCAGCUCUCGGCCCUUCCGUCCGGUGCUACAGCCGUUCUCACGGGACAGCUGAGCGGCUGUGACAUGGACACGGCGGCGGGCGUCCCCUCGGCCUACGACAGCAGCAGUAGCAGCGAGGGCGACGCAGGCGGCAGGGAUGGGGGGGACUACUGUGGCGGGGACGGCUGCGCUGGGCCUGGUGGUGGCGGUGGCAGCAAUGUGGCCUCACAGGUCAGGGCGCGUAUGCGCAGCGCCCGGCUGCACCAGCUGAACCAGCGCCCGAGCAGCAGCAGCCGCAGUCGCCUUCCGACAGCGCAGCCGGCACCGCAGCCGCAGCUGCAGGGCAUGGAGGACAAAGGCCCGGCGUCGCCGCCACCUGCGGCCGCUGCAGCGCCGACACACGCCGCUGCGCCAGCCGGUGCGCACGCGGCUGCCGGCUCGGAUGCGGCGGCACCUGCAGCAGCACCGGCAGCGGACUGGGACGCAGGCGGCGCGGGGGCACGGGACGACGCCCUGGGGCCGCCGCCGCCCGGGCCGCCGCCUGUGGGCGAGGACGUGGCGCGGGCGGUGGAGCUGUACCGGCAGGAGGCCGAGGUGCUCGGCAGGAUUGAACACCCCAACGUGGUGCGGCUGCUGGCCGCCAGCCUGUCCCCGCCCGCGCCCUGCUUCCUGGUGAUGGAGCGCUGCGACGCCAGCUUGGAGUCCCUGCUGCUCGGCACCGCACCCUCGCCGCCCGCCAGCGCCGCCGGCACGCCCACACCCGGCACCGCGGGCGCACCGGGGCUGCGGCGCGCGCUGAUGCCUCUGCCCAAGGUGCUUCACAUCGCCAUCCAGAUCGCUCGGGGCCUGGAGUACCUGCACCCCACCAUCACCCACGCGGACCUGAAGCCCGCCAAUGUGCUCAUCAACGACCCCGACUCGCCCAAGCCGAUUGUGAAGCUGUCGGACUUUGGCCUGUCCAAGCUCAUGUCCGGCAUCACCAGCACCUCCCUCAAGUCUCACGCCGGCACGCCCGCCUACAUGGCCCCGGAGUGCUACUGCAGCCCGCCGCCACUGCAGCCCGCGCCGGAGACACAGGCCGCCCCGCCGGACACCGCGCAGCCGCCUCUAGCAGGCGCCGCCCACCACCACCACCACCACCACCACCAGCACCAGCACCUGCAGGACCCGCCGCCGGACCCGCCGCUGGCUUCCCGGACUCCUCGCGCGCACAAGUCGGACAUGUACUCUCUGGGCCUGGUGCUGUACGCCAUGCUGACCGGGCAGCAGCCGUGGAAGGACUGCGGCGUGAUGGCUAUCGCCUACAAGGUGGGGGUGCUGGGCGAGCGGCCACCGCUGGAGCAGCUCAGCCGCCGCCGCUGCCCCGGCCCGCUGCGCCGCCUGGUGCGCCGCUGCUGGUCGCAGGACCCCGCGCGCCGCCCAGACGCAGCGGUGGUGGCCGAGCAGUUGCAGAGCCUGCUGGCUCAGCUGGAAGACGAGGAGGAGGAGCAGCGGCUGCGGCAGGAUCGGGAGCGGGGGGACACGGCGCAGCGGGACUGGCAGAGUGGGGCGGCGGCAGCGGCGGCCCUGGCGGCGGACCAGCUGCAGCUGCACCAGUCACGCCAGGCGCAGGGCCCCGACUUGGGGGCGGUUGGCUCUGCUGCGGACUCCACCACCACCGCCAGCACCUCGCCGCGCGCCAUGUCGCCACCUGCAAGAGCACCAGCGCUGCCUCACCAACACCACCCGCAGCACCACCAGCAGCACCACCAGCAGCAGCACCAGCAGCAGCAGUGGGGUCGCGCCCGCUGUGACGACGCCCCCCUGUUGGACACGGAGGUGGUCUCGGCGCUGCGUGACGGCGGCUGGCUGGCCCACAGGCGGCACAGCUGCAGCAGCGGCGCCAGCAGCGGUGCGGAGGGGCACCUGCAGCGGCUGGCGGGGGAGUGGCAGCGCAGCACGCCGCCGCCAGGCGCCGAGGCAGGGCAGUGGCAGUCGCCGCCGCCAGCUGGGUCCGCGGCGCAGCUGGUCAGCCCGCUGGUGCAGGCACACCGGCCGGCGCAGGCUGGGGGCGGCCCCGGAGUCGGCGGCGGCGCCGCUGCGGGCAUUCGCUGGAUGGCGUUCGCGCCGGGCGGUGGCGGCGGUGGUCAUGAUGGCAGUGGGUACCUUUGCAGCCCAAGCCUGAGCCCAAGGCACAGUGUUGCCGCAGGAAGGGUGGCAGGUGCGGCGCACGUGCAUUCUGGCGCUGUAGCAGGCACACACGUUGGCGCUGGCGGCAGCUCAGCAUUGCUGGCGCCGGCGCUGCCGACGGCGUCGACGGUGGUGACGGCGGCGGCAUUGGCACGCCAGCCUCUGCUCCAGGCGGCGAAGCCACGCGCCCGCCAACACCACCUGUACUUCCCCCGAGGCCACGCCACGGGCCCGGAACAUGGGCUUGACGGCGGCAGCAGCAGCAGCAGCAGCUACAUGGCGGGCCCCGGCAGCAUGCACCAGCACCAGCCGCAGCACCAGCAGCAGCAGCAGCAGGAGGGGCCGAUGUGUCAGAGUAGCCUCUUCAGCCGCAGCAGCCGCCGCAGCGGCAGCAGUGCGGCCUCCCGGCUGAGUGAGGGGGCGCUGCUGUCGCAGCUGGCGGGCGUGGAGCUGGAGAUAGAGCUGUAGCCGUGCGCAGGGAGCAGCGGGGGUACGACAGGCGUACGACAGGAGUACGGUAGCAGGAGUAGCUGGUACGGUGUUGGGGCACCUGGAAUCCAGCAAAUCAGCAAUGCAUGGCAGCAGUCGUAUGGGAGUGAGGAGGGGAGGAUGCACUUUAUGGCUCCCGGCUGGAGGAAUUCUGGUGUGGACUGGGUAUGCACUGACGGGGAAGCAUGCACUAACUCACAGUUGGAAGUAAUGCACGGAUGCAAUGGAUAUAUGCUUGCAUGUCGGCUGGGAUUGCGGCUGCACGUACGUGAGGGGAGGGGCGGCGGCUUGUGUGUGCAAUGCGGGAAUGCAAGUCGUGUUGUCGGGAGUGAAACGGGAGCAGUCCACUUUUCGCCUGCGGCCCCGCAUGCCCAGGGGACUCCCCUGCGCAUGCCAGGCACUUUCAAAAUCAUCAUGCUCUCAAUGCUUAUGGUGCAUGGGCCCGCAGCAGAGCAAUGUGGAUGCCUAGCAAGGCCGUGACUGCAAGUUAAUGCGCUAGUUUGUGGGCCGAACCGGGGGGCGGCCCUGCGGCGGGUGUUGUUAGGUGUCAAGGCGUGUCGUGCACUGUCACGUGCUGCUGGCUGUGAUGUGAUGGGGAGGCCGCGAUACGCUGCAUCUGGGGGUGACAGUGCAAGGUGAGGGUACUUCUCAUACAGUAUCUGGUUGGGGAUGUAUACCAGAUGCAUGGGCACUGCUGUCAAUCAAACAGUGCAUGCAUACACCCACUGCAUGCAUACACCCACUGCAUGCAUACACCCGCUGAAGGCAUACGCUUGCUUUUCAGACAGGUUCAGAUGCAUUUGGUGCGCGGGGACGAAUGCAAUACAUGAUAUGUGCGGGGGGCCAACUUGUGGCGAAGGAUGGAGGAGUCGGAGGCAUAGCAGGUGAACAGUAGUGCACAACUUAGCAGCGAGCUAGGCCGGGGGACUCACGAGCCGCUUCUUCAUACAUAUGAUGCCUAAAGUAUAGUAUAAAGUGAUGGUUUGCCAAGGAGUGCCUAGAGAUCAAGGAGGAAAGGAGUGCGGCAGAGGAUGUGCAGGUACGUGCCCCUUGAGCAUGCGUGCGAGUGCAUGGCGUGGCAAGUCAUGCUGGGCCAGCAGGUGUGUGUGGCGAUGCGGUCUUGCGGCCACCCCCUUGGGUCACCUGGGCACAAGAAACCCGCGGUAAGGCCUCCCGCGGAUGGCGAGGGCGUGUGUGCAGGGGCGAGUGUUCUGUAAUCAGUACGUAGU
Messenger RNA from Chlamydomonas reinhardtii, 8392 nucleotides. RefSeq lists its product as uncharacterized. The transcript has 12 exons. Bases 504 to 7142 code for a protein of 2212 amino acids. Gene Ontology annotation, molecular function: ATP binding; protein kinase activity. Gene Ontology annotation, biological process: protein phosphorylation. The record is from RefSeq and is a predicted model, not a curated record. Lineage: Eukaryota; Viridiplantae; Chlorophyta; Chlorophyceae; Chlamydomonadales; Chlamydomonadaceae.